AUGCAAGGCAUAUUGCCGCCGCCUGAAGGCGUGGUACCAGACUUUAGUGGCGCAAGAUCACCUUUACAGCAAAAAGUACUGGUUUCAUACAUUGCGAUCACCUCGAUUUCAACGUUCUUCCUGGGCCUUCGAUUGUAUACACGCAUCUUUCUUAGUCGUAAUCCAGGUUUUGAUGAUUUGAUUGUUUUCUUCAGUUGGUUGGGAUGCGUUUCCUGGUUCGCUAUAUGUGCCUCUGCGUUUCGAUAUGGAUUCGGCCUCCACGCCUGGAAUGUCACGCCUGAUCAGUUAACAGGAUAUCUAAAAACACUCAUCGCAAUAUGUAUCAUCUACGUCUGGACACCAGCACUCACAAAGUUCUCUUUGCUCGUUCUGUAUUAUCGGAUAAGCACACAGGCUUGGAUGCGAAUCGCAAUUUACGCGAUUGGGGUGUUGACAUUUGGUUACACUCUUUCCAUUACCAUUGUUGUCGUUGGACCUUGUAAUCCCUUAACUGAUAAGGACGGGACGUGUUUGAAAGAUAUUAACCUUUUCAUGGCUAUCAUCAAUAUUCUCACGGAUUUCCUCAUCAUUCUGCUGCCGCUCCCAAUGUUAUAUGCUCUUCAGCUACGUUUAAAGCAAAAGGUUCUCCUAGGUAUCGUGUUUACAUUAGGAUCUGGGGUCAUCGUCGUCUCUAUUGUUCGAAUCAUUUACGUGUACAAUUACGUCGGCAAUCCGGAUAUCACAUUUUACCAAGCCUCGGCUUGCAUCUUCUCUGAAGUUGAAUUAAACGCAGGGGUCAUUUGUGCGUCAAUAGCCACACUGAAGCCUUUCGUUGUUCGACACAUGUCCUUCUCGUUAUCUUUGUCAGGAAACAGCGAAAGAUCAAAAACUAGAAGUCGGGCUUUGACUUGGUUGAGAAGGUCGCGGGGUCAAAAUAAGAGUUAUGUAUUGGGCAGUCUGGAUAAUCACAAGGCGAAGCCGUCUCAAAACCAGGAGGAGUCCAGUAUCCAAGUUUCGACUCAGUAUUUCGUAACUUCGACAGAGCGCCCAUUGAAGGACAGUGAUAGCACCGAGAGAAUCAUUGUACCCGAAGUACGGAAGGAAGUAUGCUAG
Bipolaris maydis ATCC 48331 is the source of this 1092-nucleotide messenger RNA. RefSeq lists its product as uncharacterized. NCBI's taxonomy places the organism in Eukaryota, Fungi, Ascomycota, Dothideomycetes, Pleosporales, Pleosporaceae. The record is from RefSeq and is a predicted model, not a curated record.